AUGUUGUGGAAGUUGCUGAUAAGAUCCCAACCCUGCAGGCUGUGUUCUUUCAGAAAGAUGCUAUCGGCUCCAAAAUACAGACCCUUUCUAGCGUGCUUCACCUAUACAAAUGAUCAUCAGUCAAACAAAGAAAAUAAAAGAACAGUGGAAAAGCUCUAUAAAUUUUCAGUCGACAUCAGGAAAAUUCGCAGACUAAAAGGAUGGGUACUUUUUGAGGAUGAAACCUAUGUUGAAGAAAUCGCAAAUGUUUUACAACAACUAGGUGCUAAUGAAACCGCUGUAGCCAGUAUUUUGGAACGCUGCCCAGAAGCUAUUGUCUGCAGUCCAACGGCUGUUAACGCCCAGAGAGAACUCUGGCAGUUGGUCUGCAAAAACGAGCAAGAGUUAGUCAAGUUAAUAGAACAGUUUCCAGAAUCUUUCUUUACUGUUACAGACCAGGAAACUCAGAAGCUGAACAUUCAGUUCUUUCAAGAGUUGGGACUCAAAAAUGUGGUCAUUAGCAGGUUUUUGACAACUGCAUCUAAUAUUUUUCAUAAUCCUAUUGAGAAAAAUAAGCAAAUGAUAAGUAUUCUCCAAGAGAGUUACCUAAAUUUAGGUGGCUCCGAGGCCAACGUGAAAGUUUGGUUACUGAAAUUAUUAAGCCAAAACCCAUUUAUUUUGCUGAAUUCUUCUGCAGCUAUAAAGGAAACACUAGAAUUUCUCCAGGAGCAAGGUUUCACAGACUUUGAUAUUCUCCAGCUUCUCUCCAAACUCAAAGGAUUUCUUUUUCACCUUUGCCCCAGAAGUAUACAGAACAGCAUUUCCUUCUCUAAAAAUGUUUUUAAAUGCACAGAUCAUGACCUGAAGCAAUUAGUUUUGAAAUGUCCUGCCAUUUUAUAUUAUUCUGUUCCAGUUUUGGAAGAGAGAAUUCAGGGAUUAUUGAAAGAAGGAAUUUCCAUAGCUCAGAUAAAAGAGACGCCAAUGGUUCUUGAAUUAACACCGCAGAUAGUACAGUACAGGAUAAAGAAACUGAAUUCCCUAGGCUAUAGAAUAAAGGAUGGACAUCUGGUAAAUCUAAGUGGAACAAAAAAAGAAUUUGAGGCUAACUUCGGCAAAAUUCAGGCCAAAAAAGGAAGGCCAUUGUUUAACCCUGUGGCACCAUUAAACAUUGAAGAGUAA
This is a messenger RNA of Puma concolor (puma), 1158 nucleotides long. RefSeq names its product mitochondrial transcription termination factor 2 (gene MTERF2). The record is from RefSeq and is a predicted model, not a curated record. Gene Ontology annotation, molecular function: double-stranded DNA binding. NCBI's taxonomy places the organism in Eukaryota, Metazoa, Chordata, Mammalia, Carnivora, Felidae. Gene Ontology annotation, biological process: regulation of DNA-templated transcription; termination of mitochondrial transcription. Gene Ontology annotation, cellular component: mitochondrial matrix.